Messenger RNA from Nilaparvata lugens (brown planthopper), 6300 nucleotides. RefSeq names its product histone-lysine N-methyltransferase SETD1B-A. Lineage: Eukaryota; Metazoa; Arthropoda; Insecta; Hemiptera; Delphacidae. The record is from RefSeq and is a predicted model, not a curated record. Gene Ontology annotation, cellular component: Set1C/COMPASS complex. Gene Ontology annotation, molecular function: histone H3K4 methyltransferase activity; RNA binding; protein binding.
CACUACAAGCAGUGGCACAGUGGCAGUGGAAAGUGGAUUGAAUUUAAUAUCUCAUCUGAUUUGAUAAAUAUUUCAGCUAAACUAAAUCUAUUAUUCUAUAAGUGAAUGAAUCCAAGUUUGUGAUAGUGAUGAAAUGAGUAAUUUGUGCAAUAUCAUUCAGAAAAAAUUGAUAAAUGUUCAAUACUACAUAGUUUUAUGUGAUGAAAUGCAUAUGUUGUUCGUAACAUAACCUGCAUGUUGACUAUUCCAAUUAAUUAUUGAGAUGUUACUCAGGAUUUAAUCUUCAAAAGUUCUCAUUACUAGUGUAUUUAUCAUGAAAUCUUAUUUUGGCACUUAUGUUCAUUGAUAAAAAUGGCAUCUACUCAACCUGUAAGUCGUGGUAGCUCAAACCACCAACUAAGCCACCAAAGUCAUCAUCACCAUCAUCAGAGCAACCACCAUCAUCAUCACAACAAUAAACAAUUCACCUUUAGAAAUUAUAAGCUUCUGGUAGAUCCAGUUCUUGUGAAAGGUUCUACUAAAUUGUAUAGAUAUGAUGGUCAUGACCCAACUCUUCCUCCUGUUCAGUUGAGGGAUCCAAGGAGUAAUUUACCUCGCUAUUGGACUAGAUUGGAGUUCUUGGAUCUACCAGUGCCAAGAUUCAAGAUCGAUUCAAAUUAUGUGGGUAACCCUCCGCCAUUGGAAGUUACUAUUUACAACCUCAAUGACAACAUUGACAAUGCUUUUCUCAAAGAUAUGGUACGAAAGUUUGGAGUGAUUGAUGAGCUUCUCAUUUACUAUCAUCCAUUGACUAACAAACAUUUGGGACUAGCAAGGAUUGUGUUCGAAGAAACAAAGUCAUCCAAGCUAUGUGUAGAAAGAUUGAACGAUACGUCUGUUAUGGGCAAAGUACUCAGGGUGUUUCUGGAUCCGUUUGGUCAUGAAUGUCACCGUAUUUUCACUGACUUUACGAAAGAGAAGAAAAUUCCUAAAAAAGAAGACAAAUAUGACAGCUCUGUUGACAGUAAAAGAAACAAAGAGGAGGACAUUGCACCAAAGCAAUGUAUGACUGCAAGUACAAAUUCAGAAGAAAGCGUUGAUGAAUGGUCGGAGAAAGGAGAAAGUAAGAGUCGUGUGGACUACAGGGUAAACUAUUCAACUCCUGAUUCGGUAUCGAGGGCAAGCUAUUCCACCCCCGAAUCGAUAUCCAGUGAUCAGGGCUAUCGAACAGCUACACCAUCGUCUUCAUCUUCGUCAUCCUCAUCGACUAGCGAGUUGACUUUCUCCUACCCGCCUCCAGUGCCACCGCCUCCCUUCCAUCCACCGUUGCCUCCAUACCAUCAGAUGAUGCCGCCCCCAGUGGCACCUUGGACAGCUCCCGCCCCCUGGUGUCCAAUCCGCCCCCCUCUGCCGCCGCCUCCACCAAUGCAUCACCACCACCCCCACCCCCAUCCUCACAUGCACCACCCUCCACUCACCUUCAGUUGGAACUCGCAUUCGCCCGCUUUCCCAGUUCACGUCGACAGUCCACCCUAGGAGGUCUCCAAGAGUUUGGAUUUAGAUACUAGGAUUGAGAUGUUACUGAAGGAGAGGUCAGAUGGUAAUGCUCCCUCGUUUCUCAGCAUCAUGAGUAGUGAUUCCGAGGAAGAAAAAGAGAAAGUAGUGCCGAAAAGUACUGCGAAAGUCAAGUCGAAGACGAAAUCCAGCCGGAGAAAGAAAUCUGUGGAUUCCGAUGAAGAACUGAACGUACCGCCUCCACCUGGUGUUGACGAUGAGGCUGAUCUGCCACUCUCACAGCCUCCUUCGCCCUUCCUCUCAAUGGAGAUCUACCUGGAAUGCUUCAGAAAAGGCGCGCAAGCCGCCAAGAAGGCCGAGCUGCAAAAUGUUUCUAACGACCCGAUCCACAGUGAGAUCAGUUCGAGUGACGAUGAAAUACUGAAUCGCAUGAGUCCCAAGUCUGACCACAAGAUGACUCCGACUAACGACGAGUUGGAUGAUCGGAUGAGUCUGUCCAGUCUGAGUUCGAAUGAGGGUGGAAUAGAGGAGCUGCCUCCGAUCGAAAUGCCUCCGAUCGAACUGCCUCCCAUGUCAGUGCCGCCUCCGUUCCCUAUCUUCACCGCCCCUCCGCCAGUAUUCUUCCCUGCUCCUCUUCCUCCUAAUCCACCCUUCUGGCCUAAUGCUCCGCCUCCUCCUCUUACCUCUUUGCCACCUCCUCCCCCCAACAUGCCUCCUCCACCGCGGCUCAUUCUCAACUUCACUCAACCGCCCCCAAUCAUCACUGAUCCGCAUAUGAGAACCAUAAACGCUGUUAUAGACAAAAUAGCAUGCGAGCUCAAACAAAUUCUCAAAAAAGACUUUAAUAAGAAAAUGGUUGAAAAUACUGCUUUCAAAGCAUAUGAAAGCUGGUGGGAUGAACAAUCUGCCAUUUCCAAGAAUGCACCUCCAGCUGAUACUAGUCAGCAGCAGCAGACAACCACAGGACCUGGCAACGCUGCAGUUAGCAGCGAGAGUAAAAUCUCUUCGAUAUUUGAGACGAACAAAGAUAGUAUCGAUCCUAUCGCCAGUGGUCUGGGGCUGGGCUUCAGAGCUGCACUUCCUAAGAUGCCUUCGUUUAGAAGAAAAAUUAAGGCCCCUUCACCAGUACCGAUGGAUGAGUCAUCAAUACAGGAUGUUGAGGACAUCAUUCAACGGUCUGAUAACGAAUCACAGGAUGCACACGAUGUGUCAAAUACUCGAACAAAAGCAGAAAAGCAUGUAUCACCGCUUCCCUCUUCAUCCUCCUCUUCCUCAUCCUCUUCGUCCUCAUCCUCUUCUUCAUCCUCUUCCUCGGAUUCAGACUCAAGCACUUCUGAGGAUGAAGCUGAAGAAUCUGCUGUUGAAGAGCCCGCCAAAGAAAGUGCACCUAAAAAAAUCGACAUGAUCGACGUUCUUGACAUCGAGGAAUAUUGUGGUUUUCGAACUCCGGAGGGAUGCUGUACACCAGUACCAGAAGAAUCCGAUUGGUGGCUUGAUGGUUUUGAAGAACAAAAUGAGAGAGAUGAAGAAUCAACAUUGAGUGCUGAUGAGACCGCGGAAGAGCUAGAAACAAAGCUGGACUCCGAUAUUGAUACCGCUGAUGUUGUAGAACCGGAAGAAAAGCUCGAUUCUGAAACUGAGACCACUCAGGCUUCGUUUGAGGAGACACCCUCGUUACCUGUUACCCACGAGCCUCUUCACCUCGAAACACCACCAAAAUCUGCUCCUCAACUGACCUCUACUUCCAAAUCACUUCCACAGACAGGUAGCCCGACUAAGCGACUGGCCAGAUUGGCAAGGGAAACAAUGGAUCCCCUAGCUCGACUAACCUGCCUAAUAGCAAUCGAACAUGCGUACUGCAACAGAACUCAGUCUCCUGUCGACUUCGGGAGAAAAUCGGGAGAAUUGCUUGAUCAUAACUAUUCGUCCAAUCAGUCGCUGUUACAUGAUCAUGGCAGUUACAGCAACACUAAAAUCGUCACUAAACGCGCCCCCAAACAGAAGCCUCCGGUUAGCCUCGGAUUGCCAAAGACAACACCCAAAAAAAUCAAAACCCUUCCUCCUGUACCUAAAAAGCCACCUACUCCGGUUCAGCCACCAAGUACAUUCAAGAAACGCGAAGUGAUGGAUGAGAUGGGAAUCCUCUACUCGUUCUUGACGAAGGGUAUUGACGCGGAGGAUAUCUCCUACUUGAAAAGGAGUUACGAAGCUCUUCUCUCCGACGAUGUUCAAGGCUACUGGCUCAACGACACUCAUUGGGUUGAUCAUCCAGUGACAGACUUGCCUUCUGCAAAGAAACGGAAGCGAGAAAACGACAUUCCUCUUCACUCUACUGGGUGUGCAAGGACUGAAGGCUACUAUAAACUCGACGUUAAACAGAAGGCAAAACAUAAGUAUCAUUUCGGCCAGACAGCUCCGGUGGUGGGAGGUGCCACACAGGCGCAAUCUAACGACAAAAUAGAGGGAAGACCGAAGAAGUCAGCAGGCGGCAAAAUGCAGACGAUAUCCCGCGAGGCUAGAAGCAAUCAGCGACGUCUGUUGGCUGCUUUCAGUGCAUGCACUGACAGUGAUCUGUUGAAAUUCAACGGGUUGAAGUUCCGGAAAAAGCAUUUGAAGUUCGCCAAGUCGGCCAUUCACGAUUGGGGUCUGUUCGCAAUGGAGCCAAUUGCCGCAGAUGAGAUGGUGAUCGAGUAUGUGGGCCAAAUGGUUCGUCCAGUGGUCGCCGAUCACAGGGAACGCCAGUACGAGGCCAUAGGUAUUGGCAGCUCCUAUCUGUUCAGGGUUGACUCGGACACUAUCAUUGAUGCCACGAAGUGUGGAAAUCUUGCCCGAUUCAUCAAUCAUAGCUGUAAUCCGAAUUGCUACGCCAAAAUUAUUACCAUUGAGAGUCAGAAGAAGAUCGUCAUCUACUCUAAGCAGCCGAUUGGAAUCAAUGAAGAAAUCACAUACGACUACAAAUUCCCCAUAGAAGAGGAAAAGAUCUCAUGUUUGUGCGGUGCCCAAGGAUGUCGAGGAACCUUGAACUAAUUUUUCCUCUAAAACAAAAAAUAUAUUUCAACCUUAAGACAUUGAACCAAUGAUAGAGACUUUGGUUGUAUUAUUUUGUAUGUGUAUUCUUAAUUAUUGUAUAGAAGUCUUGAUUUUUUGUAUCAUCAUCAUGUAGUUGUGUAUUGUGUUGUGUAUUAGUUGUCUCUUGCCUGAAAAUUAAUGAAUGUUAUUGAUAUCAUUUUUGUUCUUAAAAUCGUGACUUAUUUUCAGAAUCACAUUCAGUUGAUGAAAUUAUGCGUGGAAAAAUAUUUACAAAUGAACUUGAUCAUAAAUGAUUUUAUUCAUGAAGACUAAAGUACUCAAAGUACUUGAUUCAAUGUUCCACUCAUAAGCAAGUCGGGCUUCCAUAAUUCAUUUUACAUGUUCACAUUAUUUAAUAAGAAAUAUUACAUUACUGGAAAUUAUUAAGUUACUCAGUAGAAAACACAUUUAAAAAAUGUUCUGCUUUCUAAAACUUUCAAUUUUUAGUUUAUUUACUUAUCAUUUUAUUCAAAGCUUCUAUGGAAAACCUCAUAUUUCAAGUUCAUAAAUGAUCCGUUAUUCAUUUUUCUCAAUUUCUCGACUUGAAGAAAUUCAUAGGAAUAACAAAAUUGUUUGUUGAACAAACAGAAUGAUCAGCUCCUGAACUUUAUAGUUCUCUUGCCAAUGUCAGUCUUUUUUCUAUGUUUGUAUAAUGUGAAUAAUAAAUGUUGAUUUUUGUACAAUAGGUAUAAGUACAUCUGUAAAUAUGUUUAGCUACGAAAAGUAAUAGAACUCAAAGAUAAUUGAAAUUAGGAAACCCUAUGUCAGAUGAAACGGUUGAUUUAUAUUUUCACAAAUAUAGGGCCCUUAUUGUGUAAGCAAUGAAGACAAAGAAAAGCAGGUUAAGUAUGUUUAGUAAGUAGACAAGUUCAUUGUAAUUGAAAUCUGAAAAAUGUGAUUAAAACAGCAUUUCAUGAUUGAUAAUAAAACAAAAAGCAUUGUGUUCAUUUCAUGAAAGAUUAAAUUUGUAAAAUUAAAUGUUUUUGAUGUUUCUAUACCAAUACUUAGAAUUAAUUUUAACUAUCAACUAUCUGUAUUCGGUAUUUACAAAUAUUGUUCUGUAAUGAAUUACAAAUAACUGUGUUAUUUACAAAUAUUUGACGAUUUGUUCCAAUAAAAAUUGGUUCAAUAAGUAUUUGUUCUACUACCCAAAACGUAAAAAUCAAUUUAUAUAAUUAUUAUGAUUUAAUUCAUUCAUAUAUGAAGUUUUAUAACAUUGAUGAAGACUAUUAUUUCUCUUUAUUCGAAUCUUGGUCCAUUUUAUUAUCAUCAUCAAUUUACGAAAAAACACAGUAGGCUACAUAAAUACGGUAAGUUUGUAAAAUUAAAUGUUUUUGAUGUUACUAUACCAAUACUUAGAAUUAAUUUCAACCAUCAACUAUCUGUAUUCGGUAUUUACAAAUAUUGUUCCGUAAUGAAUUACAACUAACUGUGUUAUUUACAAGUAUUUGACGAUUUGUUCCAAUAAAAAUUGGUUCAAUAAGUAUUUGUUCUAAUACCCGAAACGUAAAAUUCAAUUUAUAUUAUUAUGAUUUAAAUCGAAAGAAACACAGUAGACUACAUAAAUAAGUACAGACAUGUGAAAAAAGUGUACUGGUCUGAUUUACAGGUAAGAUUAUUCUACCUUCUAUCAAAUCAUAGUCAUAUGAUUGAUGAUACUACUUCAUAGUUCGGUAUUGUAAAACUCGAUGUCUAUCAAUAUUUUUUAUGUCAUGAAUAAACUGUGUUAUUCUUGAA